AUGUUUAUCCACUUCGUCUCUGUCUUCACUUUCUUCUCGCCACCUUCGCAGCUCAAGAGGCUGGAAGGCGUUUGGGUAGAUCGUUCGGUGAACCAGGCAAGAUGGAAAGAGUACCUGUCAAAUGCAUAUGAUGAAUUCACUGGCUUUGCGCUCUAUUCGACCGUGAUGUUGGCUGUGGAUGUUUCUUUUCUGGCUGUCCCUGGAGUCGAAGGCGAUGGUCCAGGCAAUGAAAACGCAUCCACGGUGCUAACAUACGUAUCAAUCAUCGCUGUCGUUGGCUCGAUGACUCUUUCCCUCCUCCUGUCCGCAGAUGCACGGCGCAGGAAGGUCCAGUCGGCUGAUAAAGCAGUGGCGCUCUUGUCGGCUGUCAGCGACUCACUAUUCGGAAUUGAGACGCUCGCUGUUAUGUACAGCCUGCCGUUCGCGCUGCUCAUGUGGGGGUGCGUCAUUCCUCAUCCCCAGCCCUAUAGCUAA
Molecule: messenger RNA, 474 nt
Organism: Coniophora puteana RWD-64-598 SS2
Lineage: Eukaryota; Fungi; Basidiomycota; Agaricomycetes; Boletales; Coniophoraceae
Exons: 3
Coding region: 1-474 (157 amino acids)
Source: RefSeq, a predicted model, not a curated record